UUUAACUUCAGUUUUUUUGGAGAAAAUGUUUAAUAAACAUCCCAAAUUGUAUUUUUUUUCCUAGCCAUUUGUGGUUUCACACAAUGGUCUAAAAAUUUCGGCAACUACCUUUCAAAAUUCUUUGUUUUUGUGACGCUUGGUGCAUCCAUCUUUUCUCCCAUAAAAAAAUGGUCUAGGAUUUGGAAAUUUCGAUACUCAAGUUUGCAAAGCUCAAAACAUGUCGCUGAGAAACCAGAAAUCCCAGACAUCCAUCAGCGUCGUUCAGGUGGGCCGUCAAGCAGGUCGGCGUGCCUCUGCCGGUCCGGAUGAGAUCCACAAUGUCUACAUUAAGAGGAUCGUGAGCGACUGGCGGGAUUCCGUGCGGGAGCGACGCUACACAACGGAUUCGAGAUCUUCGAGAUCUUCCCGGCUGGAUGUAGACAAGGGCAUCGGCUUGAGAAAAAACCUGACGACUCCCAGCUUCAUCCGACCGAGCAUCCAGAGACCGACUCUGUCACCACCCAAAGGCAAACCUCUGGAGAUCGAGUACGGACGGGGUUCCGGGGAGGCAGAUCGCAUAACCGUCACAGAGGGCGUCGAACUGUACAUCCACCAACCCAUCAAGGGAUCGUUGUCCAAGCCAGCACAAACACCAACACCACCCGACGAGAUUAUUGUACCAGACUAAUCAAUCCCAAGACAGCAGGAGAUACUCCAAAUAAAUAAAGAUCUCACAAGGGAGCCACCCGAGCAGAGGCCACUUGUUUGCUUCAUGGAAGGAG
Drosophila obscura is the source of this 761-nucleotide messenger RNA. RefSeq lists its product as uncharacterized. The transcript has a single exon. NCBI's taxonomy places the organism in Eukaryota, Metazoa, Arthropoda, Insecta, Diptera, Drosophilidae. Bases 218 to 667 code for a protein of 149 amino acids. The record is from RefSeq and is a predicted model, not a curated record.